This is a messenger RNA of Sinocyclocheilus anshuiensis, 799 nucleotides long. Its product is annotated as interferon-induced protein 44-like. Gene Ontology annotation, biological process: immune response. NCBI's taxonomy places the organism in Eukaryota, Metazoa, Chordata, Actinopteri, Cypriniformes, Cyprinidae. The record is from RefSeq and is a predicted model, not a curated record. The coding region runs from base 1 to 714 and encodes 237 amino acids. The transcript is spliced from 5 exons.
AUGUGGACCUACCUGCUGCAUCUCCUCUGCCCGCUACAACUUCUGCCUCACCUCCAGCACCAGAACACAUCCAGAUCGAUUCCUACCAUCCCACUUGCUGCCACAGAAUUACCACCUCAUUGGCCAUGGGACUGUGUCAUCGACCUGCUGCCUGGGGCCACACUACCCAAAGGCCAUAUUUACCCACUGUCCAUCCGGGAACAGAAGGCCAUGGAGGAGUACAAAGAGGAGGCUCUCAAACAGGAAUCCAUUCGUUCUUCUAUGUCUCCAGCGUUUAGUCCUGAGCAGCCGAUUGGAGCAGAGACUGUGGGCUUCUUAAGGAAACCGAGCACUAAUGAUAAAGUGCACUGUGUGGUGUUUGUAAUAGAUGGCUCUAAAGUCGGUUCAUACGCCAAAAGCUUUGCCGCGACUUUCCAGCAGUUAAGAGAACACAUUAGCAACUUAGUUGUACACCAGGUGGCGUUACUGACCCAUGUGGACCAGGUUUGUAACGCUACCGGAAGUGACAUUACCAAGGUUUACAAGAGCAAGGCCAUUCAGCAGGCGAUGGUGAAGGCUGGAGAGCUGCUGGGAAUGGCCACAUCCUACAUCGUCCCAGUGAAGAGCUACUGCUCAGAGCUGGAUCUGGAUGAAAACACUGAUAUUCUGCUGCUCAAAGCUGUUGAUCAUAUCUUACAAUAUGUGAAUCUGUAUUUUCAAGACGACAGCGAUUAAAGCAGAGCUUCUGAACUCUGGCCGUCCAGAUGCACUUUCCUGCAGAGUUUUGCUCCAGUCUCGAUCAAAUCUGCCUGCCUGUAAC